AUGUUUUCCAGGGUUGCCGGCCUGUACGUCAUACUCGACCUCCACGGAGCCCCCGGCUCUCAAAACGGCCUGGACAACAGCGGCUUUACCAGCCCCGAUCCAAACGAGAUAGUAUGGGGGGAGACGUGGAUGUAUUCUCCCGAAAACAACGGCAACACUGUCCGCAUCCUCGCGGCGAUGGCGGAGUACAUCAACCACAUCGAAGACUCCUUCGGCCUCGACAACAUCAUGGCGCUCGAGCUCCUGAACGAGCCUUGGGCACACCUGGACCUCGGCCGCGUGCGCGACUUUUACGUGACGAGCAUCACGGCGGUGCGGCUGGUGCGGCCCCUGAUGCCGAUCAUCAUCCACGACUCCUUCAGGGGACCCAUGUGGGCCACGCUCAUGAAGAACUUCCCGUACAAAGACAUCGUGAUGGCUGAUCUCUCUUCGGACACGGCCGUAGGAGACAGGCAGAAGAUAUAUGUGCAUGAGCGUAUGGCGUGCUCGUACACGUCCAUGCUCCGGUACCAGACCUGCGCCGUGCUUCCGGUUAUGGUCGGGGAGUGGUCGCUCGCCGUGGACAACUGUAUGCCCUGGCUAGACUCGAAGUUUGCCGACUUCGGUCAGUGCGAUCACCUCACGGAGAGGGAAGGGAACAGCUGGUGGUCCGAACACACGCGGUCCUUCGCCAUGAGGCAGAUCGACCGUUACGAAAGGGAGAUGGGCUGGGCCUUCUGGACGUGGAAGCUGGAGGACCACCUCGAGAAAAACGAACCCGCAUCCAAGUACUGGUCCUUCAGCAUGGCGGUCGAGCACGGCUUCAUCGAUACGGAUUUCCCGGAGGACGCCUGCAUACACCCCCCGGCGACCGAUUGGGCGGAGCCCCUCGGCACCGACGGCAGCGGCAGUGGAGGGGAUGCCAACCUUGCGGCAGCGCAGGCACCGUCGGGGGUAACGGCCCGUGUGGACGGGAACGCGGCGGCGGCGGUUGAGGUAUCGAACUCGCCCGAGGAGCCAAUGCGCGGGUCUCAGAAGGGGGCAUCCUCUCCCGGCGCCAUGCUGGGCUUGGUGCUGCUCGGAGCCAUGGCGGGAGCGUUGGCCACCUUCCUUCUCGUCCGCCGUAAGGCUGCCUCCCAGGGGGCGUCAGCGUCGGCAAGCGGUGGCGCGGAGAAGCGCGGUGGCAACAGGGGUGCCGGCUGGAUGCCGGCCGUGUUCAGGUAUAUCUAA
This is a messenger RNA of Ectocarpus sp. CCAP 1310/34, 1209 nucleotides long. The record is from the annotation of a GenBank genome assembly. NCBI's taxonomy places the organism in Eukaryota, Phaeophyceae, Ectocarpales, Ectocarpaceae.